Tachysurus vachellii is the source of this 1910-nucleotide messenger RNA. It is a transcript of the gene pccb, whose product is annotated as propionyl-CoA carboxylase subunit beta. Bases 1 to 1464 code for a protein of 487 amino acids. The record is from RefSeq and is a predicted model, not a curated record. Gene Ontology annotation, molecular function: propionyl-CoA carboxylase activity. Gene Ontology annotation, cellular component: mitochondrion. NCBI's taxonomy places the organism in Eukaryota, Metazoa, Chordata, Actinopteri, Siluriformes, Bagridae. The transcript has 14 exons.
AUGGCGGCGUACACAGUGAUGAGGAGCGGCGGCUUUUUAAACGCCCUGAGAGCUUUAAACACUUUCGCUCGUGUUCCUCAGACCUGUGCCGCUUUAUCAGGGGUUGAUUGUGUCAUUACACUAUUUGAUGUGUGUGUGUGUGCCCAGUAUCCAGGUGACAGUGUAGUCACAGGACAAGGCCGGAUUAAUGGCCGUCUCGUUUACGUCUUCAGCCAGGACUUCACCGUGUUUGGAGGAAGUUUAUCGGGAGCUCACGCCCAGAAAAUCUGUAAAGUGAUGGACCAGGCGAUGAUGGUUGGAGCUCCAGUGAUUGGUCUGAAUGAUUCAGGUGGUGCACGAAUUCAGGAAGGAGUGGAAUCUCUGGCAGGAUACGCCGACAUUUUCCUGAGGAACGUGCUGGCAUCAGGUGUUGUUCCUCAGAUCUCUCUCAUCAUGGGGCCGUGUGCAGGAGGAGCCGUUUAUUCUCCUGCUCUUACUGACUUCACCUUUAUGGUCAAGGACACAUCGUAUCUCUUCAUCACAGGACCUGACGUGGUUAAAUCAGUUACUAAUGAGGAUGUGACACAGGAGGAACUGGGAGGAGCCAAAACACACACUGCUGUGUCCGGCGUGGCUCACAAGGCGUUUGAGAAUGAUGUGGAUGCGUUGUUGAACCUCAGAGAGUUUUUUAACUUCCUGCCUCUCAGUAAUAAAGACUCUGCUCCAGUCAUGGAGAGUCACGACCCGAGUGAUCGUCUUGUUCCUGGACUCGACACACUUGUUCCCUUUGAGAGCACAAAGGCUUAUGACAUGCUGGACAUCAUCCACAGUAUUGUAGAUGAACGUCACUUUUUUGAAAUCAUGCCCAAUUACGCCAAGAACAUUGUGGUGGGAUUCGCUCGUAUGAACGGCCGCACCAUCGGCAUUGUGGGUAAUCAGCCCAAAGUAGCUUCAGGGUGUUUGGACAUUAACUCGUCAGUGAAGGGCGCACGUUUUGUACGCUUCUGUGACGCCUUCAACAUUCCUAUCAUCACCUUCGUUGAUGUUCCGGGAUUCCUGCCAGGGACAGCGCAGGAGUACGGAGGAAUCAUCAGACACGGAGCCAAACUACUGUUCGCUUUCGCAGAAGCUACAGUCCCUAAAAUCACCAUCAUCACCAGGAAGGCGUAUGGUGGUGCGUAUGAUGUGAUGAGCUCUAAACACCUGCGUGGUGAUGUUAAUUACGCCUGGCCGUCAGCUGAGGUGGCUGUGAUGGGGGCAAAGGGCGCUGUGCAGAUUAUAUUCAGGGGAAAGGAGAACCAGGCCGAGGCAGAGGCAGAAUACGUGGAGAAGUUUGCUAACCCUUUCCCUGCUGCUGUCAGAGGGUUUGUUGAUGACAUCAUCCAGCCGUCAUCCACACGCAUGAGGAUCUGUAGAGACCUGGAGGUUUUGGCGAGCAAGACACAGAACAACCCGUGGAAGAAACACGCUAACAUCCCGUUAUAGCCCCGCCCACCAAGCACUACACACCUCACCUCACACGUUAACACACAGAUAAAAGAAUAAACACUCUGAACACAGCUCACUGUGCCUCGUGCUCUACACACACACCAGCUAGCAUCAAAAUGAUUCAGCGGCAGUUCCUCGUUUCGAAUGACAAUCACAAGCUACUAAAAGUUACCGUAUUACAAUUACAGCUAGUUGUUGCAAUGCUAAUUAGCUAGCUUUAGUGACUAGCUUUAUGUUUCUUUUAAUGUUACAAAGGAAUCGGGAAGUAAUUUUUAUAUCUAGUACAGAUUUGUGUAAUUACGGUUGGGACUCGUGUGGAAUACGAUGUUUCUGCCAAUGGGACAUCAGUUAGGACUUUCAUGGGCAGAGCAUCAAACUCUUUAUUUUCUGAUCAAUACUAAAACACACAUCUGUCUGAUUACUGAAAUAAAACUGCAAGUGAA